CCGGGGCAGGGCGGGGACAGCGCGAAGAUGGCGGCGCCCUGGGCCGGGCGGGCGGGGGCCGUGCUGCGGGACCUGGCCCUGCGAUCCGCCCGCCUGCGGGCCGGAUUCCCGACUGUUCAAUUAACCCCCAGACGAUGGCUCAACCUGCAGGAGUACCAAAGCAAAAAAAUAAUGGCAGACCAUGGGGUUACAGUUCAGAGAUUCUUUGUAGCUGAUUCUGCAAAUGAUGCCCUGGAGGCUGCUGAGAGACUGAAGGCAAAGGAAAUUGUUCUGAAGGCACAGAUUCUAGCUGGAGGGAGAGGGAAAGGUAUUUUCAAUAGUGGAUUGAAAGGAGGAGUUCAUCUAACUAAAGACCCUAAGACUGUUGAACAGCUUGCUAAACAGAUGAUUGGGUACAAUCUGUCAACCAAGCAAACUCCAAAGGAUGGUGUGACAGUUAAAAAGGUGAUGGUUGCAGAAGCACUGGAUAUUUCCAGAGAAACAUAUUUUGCAAUUCUGAUGGACCGAGCCUGCAAUGGACCCAUCAUGGUUGGCAGUCCACAGGGUGGUGUGGACAUAGAAGAAGUUGCAGUAACUAGCCCAGAACUUAUCUUUAAGGAGGAAAUAGAUAUUUUUGAAGGCAUAAAGGAUCAUCAGGCAUUGCAGAUGGCAAAAAAUUUGGGAUUCCAAGGACCUUUGCAGCAGCAGGCAGCAGAUCAAAUUAAGAAGCUAUAUAAUCUUUUCUUGAAAAUUGAUGCCACCCAGGUUGAAGUCAAUCCCUUUGGUGAAACUCCAGAAGGGCAAGUCGUUUGCUUUGAUGCCAAGAUAAACUUCGAUGACAACGCAGAAUUUAGGCAAAAAGAAAUAUUUGCCAUGGAUGACAAGUCUGAAAAUGAGCCCAUAGAGAAUGAAGCUGCCAAAUAUGAUUUAAAAUAUAUAGGACUGGAUGGAAACAUUGCUUGUUUUGUCAAUGGAGCUGGGCUUGCAAUGGCAACAUGUGAUAUAAUAUCCCUGAAUGGUGGAAAGCCAGCCAACUUCUUGGAUCUGGGUGGAGGUGUGAAAGAAGCACAAGUCUAUCAAGCAUUCAAACUGCUGACUGCUGAUCCAAAGGUUGAAGCAAUCCUUGUAAACAUAUUUGGUGGGAUUGUGAACUGUGCCAUCAUAGCCAAUGGUAUCACCAAAGCCUGCCAAGAGCUCGAGCUGAAAGUACCUCUGGUGGUCAGACUGGAAGGAACCAAUGUCCACGAAGCUCAGCGGAUUCUGAGUGAAAGUGGACUCCCCAUCACAUCUGCCAAUGACCUUGAGGAUGCAGCAAAGAAGGCAGUGGCAAGUGUGGCCAAAAAAUAACUCCUUGAAUGUCAUUCUCAUGGAAAGUACUUCUGCAUCAUUCCUGCUGUUGUUCCAGAGGAUGAAUGGAGUUCUCCUAAGCAGAGAUCAGGCUUGGGGGAAUUAACUGGAGAUACCUGACCAACCCAGGCCAUAGUUUGCAAGUUGGGCUUCAGAAAUUUUGCAGCUAAAAUCUUCAAAAGUUUGUAUGUCUUUGUCUAAUUUUGGUGAUUUUGUUAGUCACAACUGUAAUUUGGUCUCUCCUUUCAAAAUUGUCACUGUUAAACUCACAGUGAGAAAUUCUGUCUCAAAAAUUGACUUCUGUCAAGAGAAUUGUUCUUUUAGUAAACACUUUUAGGUCACCUAUUUCACAAUAUUUUCAUUUGUGUUUUUAUAUUGUAAAGAGUCAGCAAACUAACAGUGGGUUUAUAUUUUUUAUGGACUUUUCAAUAAUGUAAAAAGCUGUGCUUACAAUCCUAUUUUUAUUCAAAUGAAUGAUGUUUAUUUUCUUUUUUUUGGACGUCACUGGUUUUGCCUUAAGAUGAUUCUCUUUUGCUGAUGCCAAUGGAUACCUCACAAUAGGAAAAGGGACUGAGUAGUUGGUAAUGAAAGGAACUCCCACUCUUGCCAUGCCUAUAAACCAUUGAAAUGUGAUUCAUUUAUUUUCUAGUUUUUGGAAACACCCUUCUGUACUUCCAGCUGUAGCAAUGCCAUCCAGGGGGCUCCAGGAGGAGGUUUCUGCCACUAAGGAAAUGGCUGCUAACUUUUUAAAAUAUCCUCUUCUGUGAGAAUGUCACUGCUGUGAGGUUUUAAAGAUGAGAAGCUGAAGCAGUUUUCUCUCAGGAGCAUGGAGAAUUCUUCAGCUGAUUUAACUUCCAACAACCAUUUCUAAUUUAUUUGGAAUAAAACACAAAUUAACUUCUCCAUUUUGAAAGUAUUUGACUUCUCAGGCAACAAUAAAAGUAUGUAUAAGAAAAAAAACCCUAAGUUUCAGUACUCAGAUAUUGACCAAGAUUAAUUUUGAUUAUAUACUCUUUUUAGCAGUCAAAAUUCAAGCUGUUAGUUACACAAAUCAUUCAUUCAGGGAACAGAAGGCAAUAGUGAAGAUCUUGUGUAACUAAAGAACUUUGUGCAAAUUUCACUCUGCCCAGGAAUUAUGUGCUGAAAAUCAUCAAUAAAUUUGAACAGUGAACAAAUGAGGGGAUAUUAUGAUCUGGACUUGUAAAUGGGCAGAAAUAUAAAAAUUUGUGAAAUAAAUUCCUAAUUGUGAUUUUUUUUUUUUUUUUGAGCAGCUCUAAUCAAUACCAUGUUCUGCUUAGAAAAAUGUAAAUAAAUUUUUCUUGACAUUUCCAUUAAAACUGUUACAUUCAAAAUGAAUAAUCUGCACCAAUCUUUGGCUCCUGACACAAAUAGUGCAGAUGGGUUGCUAUCAUCAAUUCCUGCAGGUUUUUUCUUCUCCAUUCCUUUCUCUACAUAUUGCUCAUGAUAAAAAUGUGUGACCAUUAGAACAGCAAUAAAUAUGCCUCUAGGUCUGUAGCUAUUGACAGAAUGAAGGAGAAGGGUAUCCUUAGCAGCUUUCUUGAAGGUGCAUAAAAGCCACACUGAUCUGAAGGAAGAAAUGUUUACCUCACCACAAUAAAUAAGAGUCAGACUCUAUUUUGUAUAUUUUAAUACUGGAAAGUGAAGAUUCUGUGGAAGAACUGUUUGUGCAAUGUUGUCACACACACUGUGUCCCUAAUUCUGGUCUCAAAACCAUCCACUGUGCAAAAAUUAAUACUGUGUAUACCAUUUUGUCAAAUAAAUGUAAAAAUGAACAUG
Molecule: messenger RNA, 3123 nt
Organism: Lonchura striata (white-rumped munia)
Lineage: Eukaryota; Metazoa; Chordata; Aves; Passeriformes; Estrildidae
Gene: SUCLG2
Product: succinate-CoA ligase GDP-forming subunit beta
Biological process (GO): tricarboxylic acid cycle; succinyl-CoA metabolic process
Cellular component (GO): mitochondrion; succinate-CoA ligase complex
Molecular function (GO): ATP binding; succinate-CoA ligase (GDP-forming) activity
Source: RefSeq, a predicted model, not a curated record